Messenger RNA from Colletotrichum spaethianum, 516 nucleotides. RefSeq lists its product as uncharacterized. NCBI's taxonomy places the organism in Eukaryota, Fungi, Ascomycota, Sordariomycetes, Glomerellales, Glomerellaceae. Bases 1 to 516 code for a protein of 171 amino acids. The record is from RefSeq and is a predicted model, not a curated record. Gene Ontology annotation, cellular component: mitochondrial outer membrane. Gene Ontology annotation, molecular function: nascent polypeptide-associated complex binding. The transcript is spliced from 3 exons.
AUGGCCGCCAAGGGCCCCAAGCAGACUCCUGAGGAGGCUGCCGCUCCCCAGCCCCCCGAAAUCUCCAUCGAGUCCGUCGAGUCCGUCGCCUCCACCUCGUCCCUCGUCGACGUCGACAUGCCUAGCGUACACACGGUCCCCCACGACUUCAACGAGCAGGAAGUCAAGACCGACACCCAGGCCGACCGCAUCGAGCGCGAGGAGGAGGAGCAGAAGGCCCGCGCCGAGGCCGACCUGGCCAAGAAGAAGGCCGCCGGCAAGGCCCGCAAGGCCGACUCGUGGUUGAAGCGCCAGUUCUCCUCCCUCAGCGACGGCAGCGCAUCCGCUCUCGUCAUCACCAAUCUUGUUGGCGUCGUCGGCCUCAGCACCUUCCUCGGCUACAAGGCCUGGGGUCUGUACGAGCGUGGCCGCCUGUCGUGGCAGAACAUCGGCCUGGGACUUGGUAUCCUGGGUGUUGUCGGUCUUGGUGAGGGUAUCUUUGGAAGCUACCUCUACAAGACCAAGGGCAAGAAAUAA